AGCAGCACGGAGAACAGCAUCAGGAAGGAGAUCGCCAUCAUGAGGAAAUGUCGACACCCAAACCUGGUCCGAUUGUUGGAAGUGAUCGACGACCCCCGGCAGGAAAAAAUCUACAUAGUAAUGGAAUACAUUCCAGGAGGACCGGUGGAAUGGACAGAUUCCAAUCAAGAGCCUAUAUUGACGUUGAGGCAAAUACGAUGUAUCAUGCGAGACGUGAUUCUUGGCCUUGAAUAUUUACAUCACCAAGGUAUCAUACAUCGUGAUAUCAAACCCGCAAAUAUAAUCUACACCACUGACCGCCAGUCGGUAAAGAUUAUUGACUUCGGCGGCACACGGGAUGCUAUCGAGGAUGCUGCCCUCUUUCCCGAUUCUGAUCUCCUAAAAAGGAUAGGAACCCCGUCUUUCCUCUCACCUGAGGUUGUUUGGUUUGCAGAUGCUAACCGACCGCCAAUAACGAAGGCAAUAGAUAUCUGGUCGCUUGCCAUAACAUUUUAUUGCCUUCUUUUUGGGCAUACGCCAUUCAAC
This is a messenger RNA of Laccaria bicolor S238N-H82, 525 nucleotides long. RefSeq lists its product as uncharacterized. NCBI's taxonomy places the organism in Eukaryota, Fungi, Basidiomycota, Agaricomycetes, Agaricales, Hydnangiaceae. Gene Ontology annotation, cellular component: cytoplasm. Gene Ontology annotation, biological process: autophagy; peptidyl-serine phosphorylation. The record is from RefSeq and is a predicted model, not a curated record. The annotation marks the transcript as partial. The transcript has 5 exons. Gene Ontology annotation, molecular function: ATP binding; protein serine/threonine kinase activity.